AUGGCUUCAAAACAAAGCAUGAUUCCUAUAGUGAGCAAGGCCUUUUGUUCAUUAUCUGAGGUAGUUCUUGUUGUUCGAAGAAGGCCACAUGUGGUAAAUGGAGGAGGAUUUGUGGUUACAGAUUGUAAACAAAGAGCCAUUUUUAGUGUUGAUGGCUGUGGAAUUCUUGGCAAAAAAGAAGAGCUUAUUCUCAGGGAUGCUAAUGGAAAUCCUUUGCUGCUUAUACGACGAAAGGGAGGUAUAGUUGAAGCACUUAGUAUCACAAGGACAUGGAAAGGGUACAAAAAUGACUUUUUAGGGUCUCAAAAGCUGGUAUUCACCUUGAAAGAGCCUAAUACUUUGUGUCUAUCAAACAAAAAUUCCAUUAGAAUCUCUAUUGAGUCAAAAGAGUUGAGCAAUUAUGGCAACUUUGAGAUCAGAGGUGACUUCUCUGAUAAAGAUUGCAGCAUUGUCAAUUCCAGGGGCGACGCAAUUGCACAGGUUGGUGUUCAGGAGGAGCUGGAGCAAGUGAUGACAAGCAAGGAUCUAUACCAUGUUUCGAUAAAGCCAGGAAUCGAUCAGGCAUUUGUUUUUGGAGUGAUUGCUAUUCUCGACUAUAUAUAUGAUGGAUCUACCAGAUGCUAG
Messenger RNA from Fraxinus pennsylvanica, 624 nucleotides. The record is from the annotation of a GenBank genome assembly. NCBI's taxonomy places the organism in Eukaryota, Viridiplantae, Streptophyta, Magnoliopsida, Lamiales, Oleaceae.